AUGUGCCGCUUCCUGGUAUAUCGGGGAAGCGACGAGAUUCUUCUCUCCAAACUUAUCCUUGACCCUACGCAUUCCAUCCUGAAGCAGUCGUUUGACUCCAGGCUCAGACUGGAUACAAGAAGAGGCCAGAACAAUGCAGAUGGCUUCGGAAUCGGCUUCUAUACGGAUCCCAAGCUUGGCCACGCCCCUUGCCUCUUUACCUCGACAAUCCCCGCCUGGAAUUGCACCAAUCUUCAGCGCAUCGCCUCCAAGACUGCUUCCCAACUCAUCUUCGCUCAUGUGCGAGCAACGACUGAGGGAUCUCUUAGUGAAGAUAACUGCCAUCCAUUCUGCCACGGUAGCUUGAUGUGGAUGCACAAUGGUGGUCUUGGGGGUUGGAAGUAUAUCAAGAGAAGGCUGGGGUCGAGAUUGGCCGACAAGUGGUACCUUGGGGUUCAAGGUGGUACAGACAGCGAAUGGGCGUUUGCGCUCUUCCUUGAUACUCUCGAAAGGAUGGGCAUCGAUCCAGAUUCGCAGCCCGCCCACGGUUUCGGGCCUACAGUACUAAGAAAGGCUAUGCUGAAGACCAUCGCCACAAUCAACGAAUUGAUCGACGAAAUCCCAGAAAGCACGAUUCAGGCGGAAAACAUCGACACUCGAAGCUUGCUCAACUUUGCUGUCACAGACGGCAAAAGCGUAAUUUGCACCCGAUACAUAAGCAGCGCGACAGACGAAGCCGCGAGUCUCUACUACUCUUCAGGCACUGAAUGGGGCACGAGGACAUCGGCAGCAACCGACCGGAACUACCAAAUGGAACGCCAAGAUAAAGGUGCAGAUAUCGUACUUGUCGCAAGUGAACCGCUGACGUUUGAGAGAGAGAAUUGGGUCAACGUUCCCACAAACUCGAUCUUGACAAUCCACAACCAAACUGUCAUGGUUCAUCCGAUCAUUGACAAGUACUAUGAUCGAAGCCCAUACCACGCCAGAUCAAGCGCUUUUGUUCAGACGAAGGGGCUCAUGGCGAACGAGAAGAUUUCGUCACUACUCAGCCCGGCAGCAACGUCGCUGCCAACCCCCGAGACUGCAAAAAAGAGUCUUGGGCCGACCAUUCCCUUUACCGUUUCUCGCAACCACACCCCUGAGCCUACCAACGUUGGCAAAUCUCGGCCACACAGCCAACUUCACGAGGUAUCAACUCCGGCAGACUCUAGGUCUAUUAUGACCAUUUCGAGCGCGCAGACGAGCACGUCAAAGCCUCCAGUUCAAGGAAAUAUCAAGGUGAAACGGGCGGCGCUAGAGCAAGCUCCCAGUACCGAUAGCGAUACAGACUCACUGCUGCCUGCGGAGGAUCAGGCGCAGAGCAGGACAGAAUUUGGCCAUCCUAAUAAGUUGUCGAGAUUCUUCCCUGAGUUGACCAUGACCUAG
Colletotrichum godetiae is the source of this 1404-nucleotide messenger RNA. Its product is annotated as nucleophile aminohydrolase. Lineage: Eukaryota; Fungi; Ascomycota; Sordariomycetes; Glomerellales; Glomerellaceae. Gene Ontology annotation, cellular component: cytoplasm; glutathione hydrolase complex. The transcript has 4 exons. The record is from RefSeq and is a predicted model, not a curated record. Bases 1 to 1404 code for a protein of 467 amino acids. Gene Ontology annotation, molecular function: omega peptidase activity. Gene Ontology annotation, biological process: glutathione catabolic process.